AUGGCAGUACCAAGGACUUUCCUGAUCCUCCUUGUCACAGAGCUGACACUCAUCUCUUCAGAAAGGCUUUUCCAUGCCCGGGAUCGCUCUGAUAUCCAGACGAGGCCAAGGGAUAAAGCCGACUCCAUCCUUACAAGAGAAUAUGCUCAGAACUAUCUCUGGAAAUAUGGCUGGAUUGAACCAGUCCUCUGGGACUCUUUGCCAUUCCGUGGAGUUCCAGCAGCUUCAGAGGAGAAUGUUGCCCCUCCAGAUAUUUCCACCCUUCUGAGUGAAGGACAAUCACCAUCUGCCCAGCCAGAGACUCAUCGAGGUCCAGAACCAACACUAAACCCAAGAUUUGUCGGAGCAUUGCAAAGAUUCCAGGAGGCCAAUGGGCUGAGAGUAACGGGGGAGCUGGAUGAUGCCACGCGGGAGGCCAUGAACGCUCCCCGCUGCGGGGUUCCUGACCGCAAGGUCACAGAUGUAGAAAAAUUAGAUAAAGUCAACAGACUCAACAAUGAC
Molecule: messenger RNA, 501 nt
Organism: Staurois parvus
Lineage: Eukaryota; Metazoa; Chordata; Amphibia; Anura; Ranidae
Source: the annotation of a GenBank genome assembly